AUGCCGGAAGCAAUAGACCCAACUUCAAGACAGGAGCCCAAAAACCGUUUCACUCGCUACCCAUCAUGGAACAAUAAGAUGUACCCAGUCUGGAAAGAUGGAGACUCAAGAUACAAGGAGGCCUGGAAAGGCGGGAGAGUGACUUUCAACGUAGGGAACGAUUCACCAACUCUGACCGGAGCCAAAGUGACCUUCACCAUAGAGCUGGAGUUCCCCAAGAACCAGCAGGUGCAGCCAAACGGAGAGGUUGUUUGGGCCGAGGACUGCACAGUCAACGGAACAAAGUACCACGAGUCUGAGCCGGUGUACCCAGCCCCGGACAUAGACUGGGACGCUGUUUUCCCCGAUGGAAGCCCAAUUAAGAAGGACAAGAAGCCGGCCUACGUGUUCGUGUGGAAAACCUGGGGUCAGUACUGGCAGGUGGCAGACGGCCCCUCCUCCUCUCUGACCAUCAGCACAGAUGACAUCCCGCUGGGUUCCUACAUCGUGGACAUCGUUAUCUACCACUUCAGGAGCAAGGAGAAGUUCAUUCCUCUGGGAUACGCCUCCACCCAGUUCUCCAUCACCGAUCAAAUCCCCUUCGCUGUCUCCCUGGACCAAGUGAACGACAUCGUAGCCGGGGACAUGCGCUUCGUCCAGAACAGAGCCAUCGCCUUCACCAUCAGCCUCCACGACCCCAGCGGGUACCUGAGCAACGCAGACAUCACCUUCAACUGGGACUUUGGGGACGAGAGCGGAGCCCUCAUAUCCAGAGAGCUGACCGUCACCCACACCUACGUCAGCACCGGACACUUCAAACCCCAGGUGGUGAUCCAGGCCAUGAUCCCAGACAGGGCCUGUGACCCCAUCGAGAGCCCCACCAAGGCCCCUGCUCCACCUGCUGAUCAGGGAACUACAAUGAAAGCUCCUGCACUGAUGACUGCUGUCCCCUUAAUGGUCACUACCAAGUCAGCCAGUCUGAAUGUCAACAUGGUCCCUUCAGACACAGAGGAGGACAACACUGAGGACGAGGCCUCCACUGCCUCCAACGCUCAGCCCGCUCAGGAGGCACCUCCAGUGGCCAAGACUCCCUCUCCAGUCAGCCAAGACCUGCCGGCUGACAGUGGUGCACAGCCUGGACUUGUAACAGGUGAAAAGCGUCCCGUGAUCCUGACCGGCCAAGCCCAAGUGGUUCUUGUAGCUAAGAGGGAAGUUGCUGACAAACCCUCAGACGAUGACUGUGUGAUUUAUCGUUAUGGCUCCUUCUGCACUGGCAUUGAAGUUUGUGAGGGCAUUGAGAAAGUAGAGAUUGUUCAAAUGAGCAACGCCUUGAUGGUGGCGCCUCAUCUGGACAAGAAUGUUCUGGACAUCACUGUAACCUGCCAGGGAAGCCUCCCUAAAGAAGUCUGCAGCGUGAUCCUGGAUGCUCAGUGCUUGAAGCCCAUUCACACUGUGUGCAACAUGGUGGAGCCCUCCGGAGACUGCCAGCUGGUUCUGCGCCACUUCUUCAACGACUCUGGUGUCUACUGCAUCAACGUGUCCAUGGCUAAUGAUGUCAGUUUGGCCGCCACCAGUGCCAAAGUCAACGUGGACAUGGCUUCGGAUCUGUCUUCUUCUGGCACCAUCGCCAUGGUUUUGGGCGUCAUGUUCCUGGUUCUGGCAGUAGGAGUAGUGGCAUUUUCUUACAGGCGCUUCAAGUCCUACAAUCCUCUGAAGGAAGACAUGAUUGCCUCCCCAGUCCCGCAGCCCGGCCGGGCUCACAGCUGCUCCGGAGCCUCGAUGUUCUGGAACCUCCUGAACAGACGAGGAGCCGUCGACAACUGCCCCCUGCUGCAGGAGAGGCCGGUGUGAACCAUCACCAGCGUCACACACAAUCCAAUGCAAAACCAAACAUUUGCAAUGUGUCAGUGAACAAGCAGCUGGCAACUUUUUAUACCUUUUUUUUUUUUUUUUUUACUUUUUUCUACAACAAACUUCAUGAGUGUGUAAUAUUUCAAUCAAUUCAAUUCAAUCACAAAUAUUGCAGGAAUCACACCGUAGACAUGCUCUGAUCUUUUGUACCAACUGCUGACGAAAAUCUGGUAGAAACAUGUUGCUUUUACUUGGAAAACACUGAAUCUGAAUGUUUUUCCAAUAAACUUUGCUUAGUACA
Messenger RNA from Notolabrus celidotus (New Zealand spotty), 2131 nucleotides. RefSeq names its product premelanosome protein b (gene pmelb). Gene Ontology annotation, biological process: melanosome organization. The transcript is spliced from 13 exons. NCBI's taxonomy places the organism in Eukaryota, Metazoa, Chordata, Actinopteri, Labriformes, Labridae. The record is from RefSeq and is a predicted model, not a curated record. Gene Ontology annotation, cellular component: melanosome. Bases 1 to 1830 code for a protein of 609 amino acids.